CAUCCAUUGAUACAAGAGCAACAAAAGCGAUAGUGUUUAUGGUUCCUGCACAUAGGCAGCAGUUGUGGCAUCCUGGUGUAUAGGAACCACACAUUACGUAUCUCACGCAAAGCGCGUACACACACACACACACACACACCAAUACUGUUUUUACAGUACAAUAUCAAAGCUGCGCAUGUGUAUCCUGUAUAAGCACGGUCGUCAGUGGCCAUGAGUGGCCGUCAAUGUCAAUUCGUUUGCAUGUUGCAGACACAGAGAUGUAUACGUAGCAUGAUACGUAGUGUAUAAUCGUUCGCAGAUAGUGAUUCCAGAUCUUAGAUUUCACUGCUUCCAAACAAGAAACACCAUUUCACGUGCGAUAUCCACGUGAGGUUCGCGCGAUCAAAUCGAGCUAAAUCCUCCGUACAUGAUGAAUAUCAGAGUGUCUUUCGUAUUCGCGAGUAUUUUUGCCGCCAGCUGUUCUAGCACUGAUGAUCUUGAUCUGGGCACGAUCGUUUUCGCAAAUGUUUUGUAUAGACAUGGAGAUAGAACUCCUGUUGGACGUUACAAAAAUGAUCCUUAUAAUGAAACAUCCUGGCCAAUUCCAUAUGGGCAAUUGACAAAUCUUGGAAAACAUCAACAUUUACUCCUUGGGCGUUGGCUGAGGAAACGAUAUUCUCAUUUUUUAAGCAACAAUUAUACACCAUAUGACAUUUAUGUACAAAGUACGGAUGUAGAUCGUACAUUAAUGUCGGCGGAAGCGAAUUUAGCAGGACUUUAUCCGCCAGUGAAGAACCAGGUCUGGGAUGAUGUUAAAUGGAUGCCAAUCCCUGUACACACCAUUCCAGAAAAACAAGAUUACGUGCUGAAAGCAAGUAAAUUCUGUCCACGAUAUAAAUAUGAACUGGAAAAAGUCUUAACAUCGCCAGAAAUGGAACGUAUAAAUAAAGCGAAUGCAAAGCUUUAUGCCUAUUUAACUGAGAACACUGGAGAUAAAAUAUCUUCUUUAGAAGACGUUAACCAAUUAUACAAUAUUUUAUAUAUUCAGAACUUAUAUAACAAAACUCUACCUCAAUGGACAAAGUCGGUGUUUCCAGACAAAUUAAAACCUCUUGCUAUGCUUAGUUUCACAACAGAAGCCUAUAACAUAAUACUUCAGAGAUUAAAAUCAGGUUCACUACUUGGAGAAAUGAUAGAUCACAUGGUCAAAAAAGUACAAAAUACUUUAAAACCUGAUAGGAAAAUAUGGAUGUACAGUGCUCAUGAUGAGACUGUGGCAAAUAUGUUAAUGACUUUGAAUUUAUUUGAACUUCAUUGCCCACCUUACACUGCUACAAUUCUAAUAGAAUUAAGGACAAACUCUAAAAAUCAAUAUUUUGUAACGAUUUCUUAUAAAAAUAGUACCAUGGAACCAAUACUUAUGACAUUACCAGGCUGUAAUACAUUAUGCCCCUUAGAUGAAUUUAUUAAUUUGACAAGAAACGCUGUACCUGAAGACUGGGAAAGAGAAUGUUUAAUAGCUUGGGAGGAUAUAAGUCCUAGUGACGUUAUUGCAAUCCUGGCGUCGUCUAUAUUAAUGUUAGUUUUAUUGGUCCUAUUAAUAAUAGCUUUCAUAUACUGGCGUCAUAAAAGAGAACCUGGACAGUAUUAUUUUCGUUUAACAUAUAAUGAUUAUAACGAUGCCAUAUAAUAUUGAUUAAAAAUAUGGCAAGGCUUUGAAAAAUAUUAAACAUUAAUGCUUAUAAUAAAAUGGGGCAAGAUAAAGUUUUUCCGUGGUCUCAAAAGAAACGGAAUGAAAUAUUAAGUACAUGAAACAAUUUCAAUUACUAAAUGGUAUUUUUGAUUCUAUAUUAUAUUUUUAGAGAAUUUUUUAUGGUGAAUGACAAGAUUCGAUCAUUGAUAUUUUUAUUGUAUAUUUACCACACAAUA
Messenger RNA from Camponotus floridanus (Florida carpenter ant), 1908 nucleotides. Its product is annotated as prostatic acid phosphatase. The coding region runs from base 407 to 1669 and encodes 420 amino acids. The transcript is spliced from 7 exons. NCBI's taxonomy places the organism in Eukaryota, Metazoa, Arthropoda, Insecta, Hymenoptera, Formicidae. The record is from RefSeq and is a predicted model, not a curated record. Gene Ontology annotation, molecular function: phosphatase activity. Gene Ontology annotation, biological process: dephosphorylation.